CCGAUUGCCAUGGCACCUGUGGUCACAAUCGGCCAGGGCCGCCUGGUCUUUGAGGCCUCGACCCCGCCCACUCCCGCUUCCCCAAGAAUUGAGGUGGGCCUUUCCGCCCUCCGGGGCCCACACACCCACGGAGGCACUCCAAGCUUCAGGGCACUCAGUGAGGCGAAGGCCGACCCUUGCCGUCCGUGAGACCCGAGGGCCACAAUGAACGAGGUGAAGGAGAGUCUCCGCAGCAUUGAGCAGAAGUACAAGCUCUUCCAGCAACAACAGUUCACCUUCAUUGCCGCUCUAGAGCACUGCCGGGAGAAUGCCCACGACAAAAUCCGGCCCAUCUCCAGCGUGGGACAGGUGCAGAGCUACAUGGAACACUACUGCAACAACUCUACGGACCGGAGAAUUCUGCUCAUGUUCCUGGACAUCUGCUCGGAGCUCAACAAGCUCUGCCAGCACUUCGAGGCGCUGCACUCUGGCACCCCUGUCACCAACAGCCUUCUCGAGAAAUGCAAAACCCUGGUCAGCCAAAGCAAUGACUUGAGCAGCCUCAGAGCAAAGUACCCGCACGAUGUAGUGAACCACCUGAGCUGUGAUGAGGCCAGGAACCACUACGGAGGCGUGGUCAGCCUCAUCCCUAUAGUCCUGGACUUAAUGAAAGAGUGGAUUGCUCAUUCGGAGAAGCUUCCUCGCAAAGUGCUGCAGCACGUGAGUGAGGUCCUGGGUAGCCAGGGAGCCGCCGCAGCCACCACCAGACCUGCCCAGACCACGGUUACCCAGCAUUGGUUAGGAAAACACAAGUAUAGGCAGCUUGCAAAAGAGAGCCUCAAAUCUAGGGGGAAAGACAAAGGCCCGAAGCCUCCCUGGAAACCACCCGGUGGGAAACUGUAACUCGCUGUCAAUGUACUUGGCUUCCACGGGUCAUCCAUUUUCACUGGGGGCCAAUACACCAUUGAGAAUAUCCCUCUCGCGCGCGCUUUUCACUUCUAACAUCUCCGCCUCUUGACUUCUGUGUUGACGAAAGGGAUCCUUACUCAUGGAGCUGCCUAAACAAUAUGGUGUUGGCAGGGCAUGUCCCAGACGCAGGGUGUUGUGCUGAUGCCCAGGCCUCCUGCCCAGCUGUGGCUUCUGGCUCUGUAGUGAACAACUGGGGGGGGGGGGCUACUUAGCUUCUUAUCUUGACAAGGACAAGAUGAGCUGCAAGGUCUCUCAUGAACAAGUUAGGGGAAAGGGAUCAAGAGGCUGAAUUCGUUUGUGUUCAGUUCCCUGGACUAAAACAAGGGAUGAAUGCUCUCUCCUUCUUUGGGAGAGGGAGAGCACGGCAGAAGUCAGACUGUUUUGUGGCCCUUGAGCCUGGUCUCUGCAGCGGUCUAGUCUACCCACACUGUAAAUGUGCACUUCUGACUUCUGGGCCUGCCAGAAGUGAGCUCUGACUGUUGGUUUUUCCCUUCACAGGGGACGACUUAGAUUCUGUAUUGUUGCUUCCUCGGGGGGAGACAUUCAAGA
This is a messenger RNA of Microtus oregoni (creeping vole), 1497 nucleotides long. It is a transcript of the gene Spaca9, whose product is annotated as sperm acrosome associated 9. Bases 205 to 882 code for a protein of 225 amino acids. The record is from RefSeq and is a predicted model, not a curated record. The transcript is spliced from 4 exons. Gene Ontology annotation, cellular component: ciliary base; acrosomal vesicle; sperm flagellum. Lineage: Eukaryota; Metazoa; Chordata; Mammalia; Rodentia; Cricetidae.